Aplosporella prunicola CBS 121167 is the source of this 2315-nucleotide messenger RNA. RefSeq lists its product as uncharacterized. The transcript has 2 exons. Gene Ontology annotation, biological process: inner mitochondrial membrane organization. The coding region runs from base 450 to 2162 and encodes 570 amino acids. Gene Ontology annotation, cellular component: mitochondrial inner membrane. The record is from RefSeq and is a predicted model, not a curated record. Lineage: Eukaryota; Fungi; Ascomycota; Dothideomycetes; Botryosphaeriales; Aplosporellaceae.
GCAGACAUGAUGGGCGAUUAGAGGAAAAAACCGGGAGGCGUAAGAAGUGGGCGACUGGGAGUACUCGUAGGUAAAAAAGGGUCAACGGGAGCAUGACUAACAUGCCACCUGCCCGAUUACCGGGCACUUGGCGGGACGUCAACGUGGGGGCUCCCAUAGGCUAGCACUGCGGCCGCCAGGAACAGCCCUGUCGGCCAGCAACUAGCAACUGGAGGGCACUCCCUGUAGAGAUGUCGCUCUGAUCGCAUCGGGUUUCGGGAUACCACAAGGCGGCCACGACUUAAACAUGUCACACCCACCUGCCCGCAUCCCGCGGCCGCGGCGCAACCCGGAGGCUUUAACGCCGAAGCCGCCGAGGCCGAUGCCAGCGAAGAGAGAGCUCCGCGACCUGCUGCUGCUGCCGCUGCUAUCUCCUCCUUGCAGCCCCCAGGACGACAACUGAUGAAGACAUGCGACCGGUGAUCCAGCAUGCCUCCCGCCUGCUCACCGAACACGCCGCCCUGACCUUUGCCGCCCGCCCUGUCACCAGCCAAUGCCACUUCCGCGCCUUCUCCGCUUCCCUGUCGCCAAGGUAUAAGAGGCCGUCGCAGAAUGAAUCUCCUUAUAUCUCCUUAGCUAUCCGCCAAUGGUCCUCUACCGUGCGCUCUCUCAAGGGCCGGCUCGAUGCCUCCGAUCCUGACAAGUCAUACCCGUCUCCCGACCCUCAAACUCCCGCAAUUGAAGAUGCCGCAAAGCGUGCCUCCGAGCCAACGGCCCAGGAACCACCAUCGCCGCCCCCUUCUCCUGAAUCCGAGCUUCCGUCUUCAAUCUCGUUGCCUCCACCGCCGUCCUCGGAGCAGUCGCCGGCUCAACCUCAGCCCCUUAAGUCUCAGCCAGAACCUACCGUCAAUCAUGUCCCCAACGAGAAGCUCCCCUCGCACAGGCAAGGCUUGAGAUGGGAGAUAUACAAGCGCGUAUCUGCAAAGGUGGAUGAGGUUCUGCCUAAGCUUCUGGCAGCAGGUCAAAAGGUUAACAAUUACACCGGAACGGAUUACUCUGGCAUUGAGUCGCUGAAGCGAGAGAUUCACCAACAAGAACUUCUUGUCAAGGCUCGCCGCGCCCUCGUCGAAGAGGCCAAGUUACAGGUAGAAUCGGCAAUCUCGCAACAAACGUCCUCCCAGAAAGAAGUCGUCGGACUCCUCGAACGGAAACACUCAUGGUCCGCGGCAGACUUGGAACGCUACAUGGCAUUGAUACGAUCGGAACACCUGAACGAGCAAGCUGUAAGGCAAGCCAAGGACAAGGUUGAAUCGGCUGAGCGCGCGCUCGAAGAGGCCCGCGCCCAGCUCGAGAAGCGCGAAAGGGACCAAUACCACGAGGAGCAAAUCUGGAGCGACACGAUCCGACGGAACAGCACUUGGGUUACAUUCGGCCUGAUGGGCGUCAACAUCCUGCUUCUGCUGAGCCAACUGGUCGUCUUCGAGCCCUGGCGCAGACGGAGGCUAGUCAAGGAGAUCAAGACCGUGCUGGACGAAAGGACCAUGACGCCAUCGGCUGCGACAGUGCCAGCGGGCGUGGCAGCCGCCGCGCCGGCGGAGAUUGCCCCUGUCGACGUGCCCUCUGAGCCCGUCUGCACGGCCGACGAGUCGGCGCAACCCGGCCCAGCGGAACGCGAAGGCGAGCCCUCUGAACCCGCCAUCGAGAGCGCGAUCGACAGCGUGGUCGAACCGGCCGGCGUCCCUCUCGAAGAAGCAACGGCAACGGCAGCGGCGGCAGCGGCAGCACAACCACCAGCCGGCGAGCCCGAGGGCACCACCGCUGCGGAAAACCUCGUCACGGCCGACCUCUCGGGCCCCGAGCCCAGCAUCCCUCUCCCUGCUCCUGCCCCUGCCUCCCCUGCUCCUGACGCCGAUUACGCGCCCAAGCCCUCUUCCGGCCUCGCGUUUCCGCCGGCCCCGCCGCGGCCCGCCCCCGCGUCGCCGCGCGAGCGCAUCGAGUAUUUCGCCGACGACUGCAAGCGCUAUGCGCGCGACCUGUUCAGCGAGCGCGCCGUCUCGGUGCGCCGCGUCGACGUGACCACGGUUGCGCUGCAGGGCGCUGCUGCGGGCGCCGUGUUUGUGGGCUUGGUAGUGCUGUCGGUGUUUGGCUUUGGCGGAGGAGGUGGGUUUGGCGGCAAUGGAUGAUUGACGUACGUGUGUAUAUGUGUAAGGAAUUCGUUUUUAGCGAUGUAUAAAGAAUUACGAGGACGAGUCACGGCUCUAUCUAUUGUUGUUAAGCACUUGUCUAUCACUCUUUGUCUUUGUCUCUAAGAUUGAUGCAAUUGAGGUGCAAAGUGU